AGGUUAGGCGGCCGCACGCCGGAAGUGGCGGCUGGAGCGGGAGUACUGAGGUGUUGGCCCGCUGGGCAGCGGCCGGGAGCCGGGGGCGGGGGCGUGGGCGUUGGUCAUGUUUCCCCUCGGGCUCCGUAGCCCCGGAGGGGACAGGGCGGCUGGAGCCGGGGCUGAGGAGCCGGCACCCUACGGGAGAGAGGCGGCUACUGCCAGGCCGCUCCCUUCCCCGCCCUCGCCACUACAGCCUGGGACUGACGCAGCCCCUCCCCCGUCGCCCGGCGGGAGCCCUCUCAGUCCCUGCGCCCCUUCGCAGCCCCCCGGCGGGCGCGCGCGAGAGCUCGGGCCGCCCGGAGCCCUCGAGUCCUCAGCCGCUUCCGCUAAAGGAGAUCCUUCACCGCCUUCCCCGCCACGCCGGCCACCCGGGCCUGACUGCAGGGCCGGGAGCCGUGGCCAGCCCUGCCUCAGAGCCCGCCUGGGCGGCCCUGGCGCCCGGCUCUUCGGGUGGCUGAGAGAGCGCAGCCUGGGCCGUGGGCUGUUUGUGGACCCGGCGCGGGACAAUUUCCGCACCAUGACUAACCUCUAUGGUUCCAUCCAUCCCGCGGAUUCGGUGUACCUCAGCACCCGCACCCACGGGGCAGUCUUCAACCUCGAGUACUCGCCCGACGGGUCAGUGCUGACAGUUGCUUGUGAACAGACUGAAGUUCUACUUUUUGAUCCUAUAUCUUCAAAGCACAUAAAAACACUUUCUGAAGCUCAUGAAGACUGUGUAAAUAAUAUAAGAUUUCUUGAUAACCGGCUGUUUGCUACCUGUUCUGAUGACACUACAAUAGCCCUGUGGGAUCUGAGAAAACUGAACACGAAAGUAUGCACUUUACAUGGUCACACUAGCUGGGUGAAGAACAUCGAAUAUGAUACUAAUACAAGACUCUUAGUAACGUCAGGAUUUGAUGGAAAUGUCAUUAUUUGGGACACCAACAGGUGUACAGAAGAUGGAUGUCCACAUAAGAAAUUCUUUCACACACGUUUUCUCAUGCGGAUGAGAUUAACACCAGAUUGUUCCAAAAUGUUGAUCUCAACGUCCUCUGGAUAUCUCUUGAUUUUGCAUGAUCUUGACUUAACCAAGUCUUUAGAAGUAGGCAGCUAUCCCAUUUUGAGGGCAAGAAGAACAACAUCAAGUUCAGAUCUUACUACUUUGUCAAGUUCAUCUGGUCCUAGAGUUUCUGGUUCACCUUGUCAUCACAGUGAUUCUAAUUCAUCUUCUGAGAAACACAUGUCACGCACCUCACAAAGAGAAGGAAUUUCACCACGAAAUAGUCUUGAAGUCUUAACCCCUGAAGUUCCUGGUGAGAGAGACCGUGGAAACUGCAUCACAUCCUUACAGCUGCACCCAAAAGGCUGGGCCACUCUUCUUCGGUGCUCAAGCAACACUGAUGAUCAGGAGUGGACUUGUGUCUAUGAAUUCCAAGAAGGGGCACCCGUGAGACCAGUCGCACCUCGCUGUUCUCUACGCCUGACUCAUUACAUUGAAGAAGCCAAUGUAGGCAGGGGUUAUAUCAAAGAACUUUGCUUCAGCCCUGAUGGGCGAAUGAUUUCGUCCCCACACGGAUAUGGGAUCCGCUUGCUGGGGUUUGACAAACAGUGCAGUGAACUUAUUGACUGUUUGCCCAAAGAAGCCAGUCCCCUGCGGGUGAUCCGUUCUCUGUACUCUCACAAUGAUGUGGUACUGACGACAAAGUUCUCUCCAACACAUUGUCAGAUCGCCUCUGGGUGCCUUAGUGGACGGGUUUCUUUGUAUCAGCCAAAGUUUUAGGCACAACUUACGUCAAAUAAGGAACUCUACUGGUGUUCAACUUCUAUAUACUUCAAUUUAGGUGAAGUAUUUUCUUUUUAGAAGAUCUUAAAAGUUUGGGUCAAGAUCCUGGUUCUUAUGGGUCCACAAACAUACCUGUGACCUGAGUACUUGAUCAUCCAGCAUCACGAGGCAUCGCCAAGUUAGACUCCAGGCAGCAACAUCUUUUGCAGCGUUCCUCUGCUCCUGCUGACCUGUGCCACUACACUCCAGCUCUGCUGGUAGCUUUGUCAGGUCCCUCUCUUUUAAUUUUCUUUUCUGUUUUUGAUUUUGGUGUGAAUUUUGUGGACAUUUGGCAGGAGUUUUGGUUGGAUUAGGAGAAACUCAUGAUGCUAGUAUUGAAUAAAAUCUGGAAGUCUGAUGUUGGCAUAGUGGUUGCUGAAAAGAAAUUUCAUCUUCACUUAUCAGUAUUCUUGGCCUUUAAAAGUUGCUGUUAGUUUCUCUAUAAUGAGCACAGAUGAUGGCAUUAUCCUUACGACUGUGACAGUCUUGCAGCAAAAUGUCUUUUAGGUUUCCUGUCAAAAUCAUACAUGUUUUUUACCAUGAGAGGAAUUUCGUUGUGAAAUUCUAGAAAAAAACAUUACCACCUCUCUUUGUAGUUUACUGUAUUUGUAUGCAUUCUUAAAUCUACAGCGUAUGUCCUUAGUUGACAUUUUGUUCCUGUCAAUCGCAUUAGAAAGGAAAGGAGAGGAAGGAAGGGGCUGAGGUCACUUCUGUUGUGUAAAGAGGGUUUCUUUAUUAAGUUAGCAUACUGUCUGUCUGGCCACAGAGUGAUGAGAACAAUGUAGCUUAGAUUUUCUGUUUCCUCCACCAAGCUAUUUGCAUCACACAGAAUGACAGGUGGAGGGGAAAUUGAGAGUAAAGAGAGUUGUGUUUUUCUCGUUUUCCUUGAGUUCAACUCUUACUAUUACAUUAAGGGAGAACUUCCGCUUGUUUUCAAGCUGUUGUCAUGACUGUGGCAGUCAGUGACUUGGUUGUCAAGACCUUUUGUUGUGUUUUGUUAUGGAACACAGCAAGUAAAAAAGCAUCAUGCAGGGGCCAGGCAUAAGACUGACUACUCUGCUGACGCAGGCAGCUUUUUUCUAGUCUUCUCCGCUUUGAAUGGGAUUGUCUUUAAAGGAGAUUUUGCCAGAGGUUGGAGUAAUUUGAGCCACAUGCUAGUUUUUUCCCUCUUAGAACAUAUUCUCUUAGGCCAGUGGUUCUCAAACAUUUAGGGUGCAUUAUAAUCAUUGAUGUGAAAGUUGCUCAGUCGUGUCCGACUCUUUGUGACCCCAGUGGACUAUAUAUAGUUCAUGGAAUUCUCCAGGCCAGAAUACUGGAGUGGGUAGCCUUUCCCUUCUCCAAUAAUCAUUGAGGAGCUUGUGAAAAAUAGAGGAAUCUGACCCUCACCUUAGGAGGUUCUGAUUCAGCCUGGGAGAGGACAGGAAUCUGUCUUUUUAACAGUAACCCCAAAUAAUUUAUAUUCAGAUGGUUCCUAGAUCACAGCUUGAAACAUUACUACAUCAGUAAAUAUUUCUGUACCCAUCCGGUGCUUACCACAACUCCCAGAAGGUGUUUUGAUAGUUUAAAAAAAUAAGCAAAUGAAAGCAAUUUUAGAGGUCUUAAAAUGGACGCAAUCUCAUUAUUUGAUGAAUGUAGAAGUUAAGUGACUUAGCUAAGGUCAUCCUGCAAAAUUAGUGGCAGAGCCAGGACUUGAAUUCAAGUCUCUCCAUUCCUUGCUCAGGGCAGUUUCUACUGUAUUAUGCUGGCUGUUAAAGAUUUAUGAACACUUUUUUUUGUCUUUAAGUUGUAUUACUGUGGAUACCCUUAAACUGGCCAAUAGACUGAAAAAGAAAGGCAUGGGAGUAUUGAUGCUGAGAAUUCCAGCAAUAAGGAGAAACUGUUUUAAAUCUUAUAGAACUAUUUAAGCAACCCAAAUGCAUGAAUAAAAAUGACAUUUUUUGUAGAACCUACCAGACAGCCAUUUACACACAUAGAGGUUACAUAUCAGUUGGCCCUAGGACAAAUUUUAAAAAUUAGAUCUUUUUUCUUUACCAUGAUUGUUAAAAUAAAAAUUGUAAAUUUUUUUAGUCAUCAUAAAAAGUACACAGUGAAAAACAAAUUUGCCAUAAACUUUUAAAAAAAUACAUAUUUAAAAGAAAAUAAAGUUUUGGAGACAAAAAUACCUAAUGCUGAUAGUAAAAAUAAGCUACUAAGUACAAUGGUUAUAAGAAGUUUCUAUAUAUUGCAUCUCCUUUGGAGAGCACUCCAUGUUAGAUACUGGGCCCAAAUGUUGCCCAACUCUAAAUUUCGGUACAUGAUUCUUAAACCACUAUAGAGUAUCUAUCAUAUGUCAAAUAAUGUACAUACUUUACUACUAACCUUCACAAAAACUGCAAGGUAGGUGACGUGAGCACCCACUUACUGUGGAGGAAAUGGAGACUCAGGUUAAGUGAUUUGCCCUGAGCACAGAGCUGGCAUGUACUAGAUUUCAAACCCCGUGUCUUGGUUCCCAGCCUGUGCUUACCACCCAACCAUUCUGCCCUUUAGUUUGUAAAGGAUGGUGAACUGGCCUAUUUAUUUACCUAUCUAACACCCUCUGGCAGUCCUUUAUUACAGAGCUGGCUUAUCUUCUUUACUAUGCAAAAGAAUAUUUACAAGACUGACAGUUUCUAUUAGAAUUAGUGCCACAAACUGCAGGGCGUACAUACAGUCCAUACCUAACUAAAAACCCUCAAGUAGGAUAAAUAACUAUAAAGAAAAAUGGAGGAUUAAUAGCCUUGUACAGAGUCACACAGAUGAGAAUUAAAAAUUAAUAGCCAGCAAACUCAGUAAAAUUUUUGUCUUCUUUGAGGUAUAGAAGGAAAACGAAGUCACUCAGUCGUGUCCGACUCUUUGCGAACCCAUGGACUGUAGCCUACCAGGUUUCUCCAUACGUGGGAUUUUCCAGGCAAGAGUACUAGAGUGGGUUGCCACUUCCUUCUCCAGGGGAUCUUCCUGAACCAGGGAUCAAACCCGGAUCUUCCACGUUGCAGGCAGAUGCUUUACCUUCUGAGCCACCAGGGAAGCCCCCUCUGAGGUAUGAUCAUGAUCAAAAAGUCAUCAGAUAAUAUUAAGAAAUUAAAGGGCAUCAGGAAUGCUAUACUAUUAAUAUUGGGGGAUAUUACACUUAAGAUUUUGAGGUCCCAUUUCACUUACAGUAUAAAGUCUAAUUUGGUGUUUUUUAACUCAAAAAUUUUAUUUAGUUGUUUUUAUUCAUGAUAAUUGGUAAAUGUAUUAUAAUUGAUAAGUAGUAUAAUUGUUGGUAAGUAUAGUAUAAAUUAUACUUCUGUUUUUAAAAGCUUUCUGCAGAGUAGUAUAUUUAUGGCAAAGCUAUGUUGAAUGACUUUAAAAACAUCAACUCCACAGUAGUUCUUUAUUUUCAAUUGUGAAAAUGAAAUGGCUGAUGCAGAAGAGACCUGUAUUUUAAUCUUUUGAAAAUGUCUGUGGUCUUUUUUUCUCAGAAGCCCAAAGAGCAUGUAUAUUUUGUUGUUUCUCCUUGUUACAUCCCUGAAGAGAGGCUAUACCAAAAACUUUAGGAAAAUAAGCAUGGAAAAGGUCAAUCACCCAUUCUGCACUCCUAUAUCUAGAACCAGGAUCACAUCACAUCAUUGUUAAAGCUGUUUUCUAGAAAGUGCAAUAUAGGAAAAACACUCAGAGAAUCUUUUAGGAGCCUAGUGUUUCCCAUAUUAGAAUAUAUGGUGUUGGCAUCCAUAAGUACCUGUUAAGCUUGUGUUUAACAGGAUAGUCUGAUAACUUACUGGUGACAAUCAUCCCCAUUUAAUGACCAGCAGUCACUGAGAGCUAUGAAAAUUCACUCAGUAACACCGUGUUGGUCAUGAAGAAAAACAUAUAUAUUAAUUUUGGGGUAAUAAUGCAUAUCUCUUUAAGUGCCAAAAUUUAAAACCUGUAAUUAUUUUUGAUGCAAGUCUUUCAGAUAUGUCGGUAUACCUUACCUGCCUUCUUCUUAAACAGCAUGCUCAGUAUAAUUCACUUUUUCAUGAUAAAAAAGUAAAAGUUAUAUUCAUGUGUUAUUACAAGUAUCUAAUGAGCUCUGAUGUAUGUAAAAUAGUUCAUAAAUUGUAAAGGGCUAUAAUAACAAAUUGAUAUUAUUAUAAAGUGGUUCCCUCAGCCCCAAGGUAUAUAUAAUCAUUUGCCUCAGACUGCUGGUGUGGUUUUUUUUUUUAAUGUAAAAAAUUUUAUGUCUGCUAAGCAGUUUGUUUUGCUUAUAUAGUGGUUUCUUACUAUACUUAUCAAUACACCUGCUUCUAACAGGCUCCCACUUCCUUCUAAUAUGCUGUGUUCAUCUGUUAUGAGCUGGGAGGUGAGAUAACCAAGUCUGCUUAGUGUUUAAAGAGCUGGAUGAGCUCUGGGUGCACAAUCUGUGAGAGUUUUUUUGGCUGCUCCACCUUCCUGACAGUUCCACAACAACCUUCUUAAGUUCACAGCUAAAGCCCAGGCUAGUGAUUUUCUUCAGUUGCCACUAAGUAAAAUAUUACAAAAGCUAAGGAUGCUGCUCUAUUAAGGAAAGCAAUGCACCGAAGUACAGGGAAGGGAGAACAGGCUCUCUAUUUGCACGGGGCCUUUCAUGCUCUGAAGGAAAAAGACGAGUGCAGAGUGAAAAAGUAAAAAUCCAGGUAGACUUAAGAGUAUUUAUUCUUGAUGCCAUUAAAUUUUGUCGAUAACUAUUAAAAUAUAUGGUUAUCACAUUGUACAAAGACAGUUUAAUCUCAGUGCAAAAUGAGAUUGUACCAAAAUUUAUAACCUAAACACAAUGCUUAAGAAUUUCUCCCAUUCAAAUGAUAUGAAAUUAUUAUCAAAAUGAAAGUCUUAAAUUUACCUGUGUGCUUUUUUUAGUUGUAAAUGAAUUAGUGAUGGAAAAAUGGAUUUUAUUAAUGGAUUUUGUCAAAAGUUCCAGGGAAUAUAUCUCCCAUGCACAUACCCUCCUCUAUGUAUGUGUAUAUAAAUGUCACUAUAAAUGAAAAUGCCAGAGAUAAUAAAAUAACUUUUAAAGUUUAAAUCUGGUCCAAAGUACUUAAAAAGAAUUUUCAGCUUUCCUGAGUUUUUUCCCUUAGAUUUCAGUUUUUACAUUAAAGGUUGAAUAUUUGAAUUUUCUUUUAAAUUUCACUGCAUCUUUUAUGUCUUCACUGUGCUUUCUGAAAAUCUUAAGAUUUAACACUCUCAGGAAAUUUAGAGUGUCCCACAUAAUAUGCCAAACACCAGAAAGUUUUCUCACUAGAUUCUUACACCAGACUGUAAGAUCCUUGAGGGCAGGGACUCUAUUCCCAGUGCCCAGCAGGAUCAAUCAAAUGAAUUGAAUGUUGGAUGAAUCAAAUUCACCAUUAUGUGGCCUCAAGUUCCCAUGAAGCCAGAAUUUUGAUGUGUAAAUUAUUCAAUACUACAGAAGUCCAUCAUUUAUUAUAAUGAACAGACUAUUCAUUGGAGUAAGGUUUUUUUACUGACCAUAGGUCAGAAAAACUAAGCAUUUCUCAUUGUUCUGGAAAACUGCAAGAUUCAGUUUUUCAUUCAACACACAUGUGACUCCCUAUUAGAUGCCUAGUCUAGUACUAGAGCUCAAGGGACAAAGAUAACUAAGGUUUUGGUAUUCCAUAACUGCAGGUGACACAGAUUCAGACCCAGGGCUGGCUUCAUGGGUGUGUGCCCUGUGCAGUCACAAGGGCCCUUCACUAGGAAAGCCGCACACUUAGUUUACUGCUCUGCUGAAGCAACCUUGACAUUCUUAAUUUUUUUAACAAGGGGCCUGCAUUUUUAUUUUGCACUGGGCUCACAAAUUAUGUAGCUGGUCCUGCUUGAAUAGUAUCAUUUUGACCUAGUGAAAACAAUAAGCAUUAGAGUACCUUUUAUCUACCUUCUAGUAAAGAUAUUCACAUUCAUUGAAAACUAGCCAUAAAAUAAUUUAGUAAAGUAACUUCUAAAAUCUAAAAUUGAAACAAAACUUCCUUCUUCCCACAGUUUUUUAACAGAUCAAAUGUUAUUCAUUUCAGAAUUAGAAAAGGUUUCUAUAAACAUAUUAAUAGGUUUUUACCUUUUCUGGGUUUUCAAAUGGAUGGUAGAAUUGUAGGUGAACUUACCUACAUACAUACCUACAUCCAAUUUUAAGGUUUUUAAUAAAUGUCUAAUAUAUGCAUUGAAUAGUUUAAGUCUACCUCAUAAUGUGCUUUAAAAAAAUAAAUGCUACUUUGAAACAUCUGACACACGUUUUGUGUGUGGUUAACCUAUUUAAAAGAUUGAUAGCAAACUUGGAUUUAGUAUUAGUUUGAAAACUUGUUUACAUUUUGUUCAUUUUUAGACCAGAAUCAACCAUAAGGCUAUGACAGAGGCAGUGGUGGCUCUUGUUAGUGGUAUUCUAAACUUUUUUGAUCAUGUAACUCCUAACAGAAAAAGUUAAGAGAAGACACUGUAAAUUUUGGUUAUUUAUAAAUUAUAUACAUAUUAUUAUACUCAUCUAUUAUAUACAUCAUAAAACAUGUAUAAAGGAAACUUUAGAAGGAUAAGAUGUCUAAAAAAAAAAGUUCUACAUUACCUCCUGCACUUCCACGGUUCACCUUGUCUUUCCACUGGUGUAUGACACUCCCCUUUGUGAAGGCUGCUGCUCUAAACCACAGAACUGGCAUUUUACACUGAACACACAUUGAGAUCUGAACCAUUCACAUCUGUGCACUAAAGCUCUGGCCAUUUACAAGUGUAUUCAAUAUGAAUGUGUGUCAUUUCACAAAUGAUUUAUUCCGUGAAAAUUAUUCAUACCAAUAGGAAGCAGUUGAUAAUUUUUUGUCAAGUUGUAACCAGUGAUUAGUUCUCAUACCAAUUUAGAACAUGUUUUACUUUUCAUACUGCUCCCUAGAAUGACAUCUUAUAUUAUUUAACAGUGUGAUUGACAGUUCAUUUUGCCAUACUAUUUUAAAUUUACUAGAAAAAUGACAAUCCUACUUGGGAUGCUAACUUUUGGUAAGUCAUUGAAAAAGAAAAUAGAGUGAAUCUCUUUCAGAUUAUUUUGAGAAAUUAAUCAUUCUUUAGAUAAUUUAACCAUAGCAUUAAUGAUCACUAUUUCAAUUAUCCCUGAAAUAUGACUGACAUACUUUAGAUUAUUUAAAUAUAGUUUAUUUAAAUAGAAGAGAUUUGGCAUGCAUUAAUACUAAAGAAUUAGUGAUUUAUGUUAGUUUCCUAUUACUGAUAUAACAAAUUUCCAAAAACUUAACGGUUAAUAGAUUUCCUUCUAGGCCCUUCCCUUCCGGCAGAGAACAUGAAAAGUGGUGCAGGCAUUAGCACCACCAGGAGAGCUUGUUAAAAGACUGCUAGGCUGACAUCCAGGCAUGUUGACUUCACAGGUCUGGGGUAGGAACCCCUAUUUUGUAUUUCUAGUCAGUUCCCGUUGAUGCUGUAGAUCUGGGGACCACAGUUUGAGAACCAGGGAUAUAGAAAAUGUAGUUCAGGUUUAGUUUUUUCAUGGAUGACAGUUCCAUGAAUCUCUGUGAAAAUAAAGAAAGCCAGUUUGGAGAACAUCUUAACUUUGGAGACUGAGAGAGGGAUAACCAUGCUUCCCGUCAGCUACAGCGUCCUCCUUCAGCGAGAGCUAGAGCUCAGACUUCCCUAUUUUCAAAUGGUACUUAUGUUACUGAGCAGUUAAUUAUGCCAAGAUCAUCUUAUCUUCUCAGGAACAGACCUGGUGCUGUGUGGCCUAUCUUCUAACUACACGAGAGGAGUCACUACAGAAACACAGGGACCUCCAAACAGCUUGCAACAGCUGCGGACAGGGUAACAGUUCAGAACAGGGACAGAAGUUCUAACCAGGGCACAGACCACACAGAAGAGCUUCUAAACCCUUUCUGGUGGGUGGGGGAUGGACGGCUGUCUCUUUUGAAAGCUAUUUAAAUUACGGGUCCAUGAGCCUGCUCUGUUUAAAUUAACUUGCAAAAGCCCAUCACUAUAAAACAUUAGUUUUUGGGUAAAAUGAAAAAUUCAAAUUUUGUUCUAAAAGGAUUACUUUCUUAAAGUUAAAUACAAAAGUGUCUGAUUGGUUCUGAAUACAUUAUUCUUAGGGAGCUAUUACCUUAAGAGAUUUUGUGGAUGUAUACAAUAAACGUUUGUAUAAAAGAAGAACUUCCUGGCCUUUAUUAAAAAGUUGCAGAGUAUUGGCAGGAAGAUCAUGAUGCCCACCUACCUCGGUCACUUCAGGUGUGAGUAAACCACUCACUUGCAGGGUAGUCUUAAGGAAAACGCUAAUAACAGCGUGAGCUUAUCACAAGCCCUGUCCCAGUUCGGCAUGUGUCCUGGGCCUGAGGAGUGGGAGCUGGUGGCCACCACAUCAUUAGUAGGACUAGUGGGAAGGCUAAGUGAGUAACAUGCCAUAGGCUCGUGUUCCCCUCCAGCAGGUGUUUCUAUGUGGUGUCCUGACUUCAUGGCAACCUAAGAAUUAGUAGUAUAGUAAAAGAACUGAAUCGAGUCUCUCAAUAUGUUGCUGACAUCAAAUACUGUGAUAACACCCUAAUGAUUUUUCUUAACAUUUUAUUAUGAGAUGUUCAAAACAUACAGCAAGGUUGGAAGAAUUUCACAGGGAAUAUAUGUUUACCAAGACUCAAAUGUCAACACUUUACUAAGUUUGUUAUAUCAGUUAUCCAAUAGUCUAUCCACCUAUCAAUCAUCUUCAUUUUUGAUGUAUUUUCAUAAAUGAAUUGCAGACAUCUACACCCAUCCUUCUAAAACUCCUUGGCAAUACAUAUCAUUAACUAAAGUUCAAUAUUUUUCUUUUGUUGUAAAAUUUCCAUACAAUGAAGUGCACAAAUAUUAACGGUACUUUUGCUAAAGAAGUUUAGGCAAAUGCAUACACCUAUAUAAUCCACACCCCUAUUCAAAAUAUAUUCUUAUUUACCAUCACCCCAGAAAGUUCCUUCAUGCCCCUUCCCAGAGACAACCACUUUUUUUCCCUACCAGAUUUGCCUGUUCUAGGACUUCAUAUAAAUGGACUCAGACAUUACGUAUUCCCCAUGAUGAUUUUUAAAAGACAAAUUCCUAAGCGAUUCAAAGUGUCUCUGAAACAGAGUAGUGACAAAGACAGCUUCUGGGAUCAGAUUCCGACGCACUCACUGAGCAGCUGCCAUGAGCGCCUCUACUCUGGGGACACAGAUGAGACAGAUCAUCUCUGCCCCAAGGAGUUCACACCGUCCUGAGGGGACACAGCCCACACAGCCUGGUCAGAGUCCUGGAGUUGAGACAGUCAUCGCCACAGGAGACCUAAUCCAGUCUGGAAACCAGUAGGGAAUCAAGGGAAAUUUAACGUUGUACCUAGGAACUUGUCUCAGGCAGCCAAUACUCUGUACUAUCCGCAAUUCUAGAAUCUUGUAAGUCAAAAUGAUUUGCCCUUAAAAGGGCAGUUUUACAGUACUGAGACGUCAGGCGUUCUGCCAAAAAAAACGAUAAAAGUUACAAACUGAUAUUGGGGUUACUGUUUUCUCUAGUUUGAAUUGAUAUAAACUCAGAUGCUGUAUUCAGCAUUGCUUCCAAAUGUAAAAACACCAUGCUUUUCUGUUCCCAGACCACAAGUGGCAGAAGUUUUGAUGGGCUCCAAACAGCAACAGCAAAGCUUUAAAUCUUCCUGGACUUUGGCUUAGCUUUCUGAAGGCUUAUCACACCCAUUAUAUCUCCAAGUUUAGGUCCUCACUUCCUAACUCGUUUUCACUCAUUACCUUCAAAUUUUGCACACAAAUUAAAAAUGAAAAGUACUUGGAUCCCUUAUAUACCAACUUUCCCCAAUGGCUGUUUUCUAGUGGGGAAAUAUGAGGAGGGGAGCCCAAGAAAAUGUGAUGGUAUUGGAAUUUGUUUAAUCUUUUUCCAGCGAAGUAUGACAGGGAUAAGCAAAGUUUGGAGGCUUCUUUUAUCCAAAGGGAAAGGAGAAAGCUAUACACCAGGAGCCACCUAUUGCUACAGAUAUGAUGACCCUUCAAAGAAAUUAGUUUCUUUUUCCUAUCAUUUGAAACAAAAAGUUAGCUAGCAUCUCAGUGUAACUAAAUGCAUUCCCCUUUUUUGGUGUUCUGUCAGAAGCAAGUCACUGCUGACUAAUGACUGGAGAGAACGUGAACUGAACACUGAUGGUAAAAGGGAGAGCAACUACCGAGGUGGUCUGCUUUAAACAACUCAUGGCACUUCUAUAGAAACAAAGCAGCAGGCAAUGACAAACCAAUUUUAAGGAAUACUUUCUUCUUGCCCUUCUCAGUCAGCCUGACUCAGCUGAGUUCCACAGUUCACAAACAGCUGCAAGAACAGAAAAAUGAAGUGCCUGUCCAUUGGAAUCCUGCUGCAGUUGCAGACCUCCCCAGGCCCCCCACCCUGCGUCACACCGUGAGAAAUGCUCUCUACUGGCCUCACUCUGCCCGCAGUUUACAAUGACAUUUCAUCAGAGGAUGUGCUGAACAGCCCUUUUAUGAUAAAUUUCUUAAAAAAUUCUAAAACUGGAAUGUUUUAGAAUCAUUAUUAAUAUAUGGCAACUGCUUCCUCAUCUGGUGGUCCUCAUCAGGCAAGCUCAACUAUCCCUAGGGUCAGGGAGCACCUUACAAUUUAAUGUGUAAACCAACAGUGCAACUCAUAUGAUUUCACAGUCGCCUAACAGAAACAAGCAGAAUGAAAUUAAAAGCAGAUAUAAAAAGCUCAGAAAGCACCAAUAUCCAGACCAUUUAGCUUGGGAAUAAGCACGACCUGAAGGUAAGUGAAGUUGCUCAGUCGUGUCUGACUCUUUGCGACCCCAUGGACUGUAGCCCACCAGGCUCCUCCAUCUAUGGGAUUUUCUAGGCAAGAAUACUGGAAUGGGUUGCCAUUUCCUUCUCCAGGGGAUCUUCCCAACCAAGGGAUUGAACCGGGUCUCCUGCAUUGCAGGCAGAUGCUUUACCGUCUGAGCAACCAGGGAACCAAAGCUUGAAGAUACAUUAUUAUAAUACAAAGUAUUAAUAAGCUGACUUUACCAAGACAGUUUAUACUCAGUAAGGGAAGAGUUUAUUUGGAAAAAAACCUUAAAAACAAAAAAGCUUUGCAGUCAACCUAUUUAGAAAAGAAACUUACUUGACCAAACAAAAUGGAUCAGUGAAGAACUGUUUUACCUACAAAGUUAUCAGGUGGAGUCACUAAGAGUCAAGGUAGCAUGCUAAAUGGUCUACCAAGAAAAAGACUGAGAGACUAACCUACUACAAAAAGCAAAGUGCUAGUGACGGUAACCCAACCACAAGAGAAGACCAAAUAGAAAGGCCUUUAAAAAAGAAAAACAAAAAACUUUAUUCCAAACAGAAAUACCAAAAGAAGCACAUUAACUCAAACAUUUAACAGAUUUCAUUUAAAGGCAUAUAGUCACAAAACUCAAAAUAUCAAACAAAACCAGCUGUGUGUGCUUAACCACUUUUAAUAAUGAAACUUUAAAAAAAGAAAACAUAUAGAGACCCCCCACAAUCUGGGAGCCAUUUAGGCAAGCAUAUAUUCAGUAUUAGGCAAAAAGGCAGCAUUAAAAACUAAAAAUCCUCAAAUUUAAGGAGAAAGCCUAUUCAGGUCUUUGAUACUCAUUUAUUAGCACACGAGAAAACAGAUUAUUUUCAAAGCAUCAAGUCUGAGUGCUUACCCUUUCUUUAAAUGUGAUCGCCACUGCGCCUUCAUCUUGACUGCAUACCCCUCACACAACAGUACUUCAUCUACACUGAAUAGUCUUGGUCAGUCUGACUGGCUUACCGUGAAGGCCUCCAGGACCACUGUCGUCGUCUUCUUAAGGUCUGUAUGGCCUUAGUUAUAACUGAGUCUCACCACGUUCUCAGCUAGGGAACUUCAGGUCUUCAAAGCUGUUUAUAUAUACACAGUUCUGUUUCAUUGCACAGUUCACAAUAUAUAGCAGGUGAUUAUAUGUAAUAUUGACUAUUGAGACAAAAGCACCGACUAUCUCCAACUACAAAAGAAACAAAAGACACACUCGCCACCACACAGAGGCUGUGUUUACUCUGUAGUGCGUCCUGAGGGCUCACACCACGCUAAGGGUGCUAAGUAUAGAAUCUAUCCCGUAUUUUUGGUGGCAUCAGAAUGAAGUACAGGAGGCAAGACCCAAACUGCCCUCUGCUCGGAGCUGUCUGCACCACACGUGUAACAGAAAGGCCACUUUUAAAGCUUUUCAGAUAAAGUUAUUCCAUCAUUAUAUGCCUUUUCAAAAUCAUUACCAUACUAGUUCACACUAAAGGUAAAAACAAUAGUUAGAAUCUCUUACUUACUAAUAACACAUUUUGACUUCUUUUAAAUUUCAGACAAAGCUGUUGGCUACCACAAGUUCUGUUGAGUUUUCCGUCAAAUUUAAGAAACUAUAGGACAACACAAAACCAUCCCUGGUAAUGUAUUUGCAGUUUGGUCUUCAAAAGCUGUAAAAAGUGACAAAGAAAUCAAUAAAGUGAGUUAAAACCAUUAAAAAAGAUUUAUUGUUUUUAAAUGCCACAUGUUUGAGAUAGCAGAAACCAAAGCAGCCUUCCAAUUCUCACUUUGCUUCUAUUUCACAAAAGUGCUUUAGAGUUUAGAUUUCUAUCACCUACAUGGAGUGUAUAGGCAAAAGGAAGCCCUGUAGAACUGAGUGAACUGGAGCCCCCCUGCAGGGCCAGGGCGUGACCGCAGGCCGACUCACCCGCACACGCCCGAGCACCCAGACACGCCCGCGAGCGCAGGACACACCAGAGAACCAGAGGUCCAGGCCCCGCAGGGCCUCUGCUGCCCAUCCCUGAAACCGGUUCAAAUCCUGACUCUGCUCCACAGGCCACAAGACGCCACUCACAUUUACCUGGCGUUAAAUCCUCACUUUCUCAAACGCUUGCACCCGCACCUCGGUUUCUAGAAUGAACUGCCACUUCCAGCACAGCAUUACCAAAGAGCCUCUGCAGAGCUGGUGAGCUUCAUCACCACCUGGCAAACACGUGACGACCCCCUGACCCCUCACAGCGGGAAGGAUGAUGGUCCUGUCGCCUGGCCAGCCGUCCCGCACUGAGACGUAAACAUCUUUUCUGGACUGCCUGUCCAGGAACUGAGUAAACUACCAUUUGGGGCCCUGGUUUGAUUUUGGUCAGCAUGUGCACAUAUUCACAUGCAAUCAUCCAGAAUGAUGAAAGACUAAUAAAAGCUAGGUGCCCUGCCCCAUGUCAAAUGCUAGAAAGCCAUCUUAACUACGUAAUAGUUACACACGUGGAUUUUUUAAAAGCUGAUAAACCAUUUUUCUAGGAUAUCUGGUAUGUUUUACUAGUUAUUCAAUACCAACUGAAUGAACCAACUUUGCUUUUUUAUUUUAAAAAAAUAUUUUAAAAUCUGAUUCCUUUGACAAGCAAAUUUGUCUGUUAGGUGACGGAUAACUAUGCUACUCAGCUAUCACCAACUUCUAGAAUUUAAAACUAAUAUUUCACAUAUCUUUAUUUAGGCCUUAUCCUCUCAAACUGUCUUACUAUUUAAAUGAUAAGAUGGCAAAACUGGGUUCCCAAAAUGUAAAGAUCCUAACAGAAGUUUCUAUUUCCAAGACUAAAAUUUAAAAAGACAGCUUAACACUGUGGGUGAAAGUUAUCCUGAGUUUUUUCCCCUCCUUCUCGGGAACACUUAGAAACCAGAAGAAAAAAAAAAAAAAAAUCUGAGGUCCAAUUAAUAGACUUCCAAAAUACAAUGGAAGCACUUUUGUUGUUUUUUAAAGGGAGUUUCAAGAGAAUAGGAUACCUGAAAAUGACAAA
This is a messenger RNA of Cervus elaphus (red deer), 15588 nucleotides long. RefSeq names its product DDB1 and CUL4 associated factor 10 (gene DCAF10). Gene Ontology annotation, molecular function: protein binding. The record is from RefSeq and is a predicted model, not a curated record. The transcript is spliced from 7 exons. Gene Ontology annotation, cellular component: Cul4-RING E3 ubiquitin ligase complex. Bases 107 to 1801 code for a protein of 564 amino acids. Lineage: Eukaryota; Metazoa; Chordata; Mammalia; Artiodactyla; Cervidae.